GUAGUAAAUGAGAUGUAUGGGGACGGUCUGAGCGCGGAGCUGGACGAUCUGCCUCUGCAGGGCGGCCAGCACCAGAUGGCUGAGUUUGCCAAGAAGUACUUCAGAGAGGCGCAGAGGAACAAGAGUGAACAGAAAGCCAAAAAGGGGAAGGAGGGCAGGGAUCCUCAUGACAUGGUCAAAUUCUCCAAGUCUCCAAUCCAGGAGUCUCUGAUUGACUUCUCCGACAGUGGGAUGAACAGAGUGGCUGUGGACAUCUUCAUAGCUAUAAUGAAGUUCAUGGGAGACUUCCCCCUGAAGGGUCAGACUGAACAGGACCUGGUCACCUCCGUACUGAAGUUAAGUGCUGACCAUGGCCUGAUCAAGGAUGAGUCUUACUGCCAGGUGAUGAAGCAAGUGACCGCCAACACCAGCUCCAAACCGGACAGUUGUCAGAGAGGAUGGCGGCUGCUGUACAUCCUGACAGCUUUCUAUCGCUGCUCUGACGUCAUGAAGCCGUUUAUGUUGAAGUUCCUUCAGGACGCCUGUGAGAGUCCAGGGAUGCAGUAUCAAGGCAUUGCCAAGGCAUGUGAGCAGAAUCUGAGGAGGACCUUUCAAUAUGGCGGACGUAUACAGUAUCCCAACAGCAUGGAACUCAAAGCUAUGCUGGCUGGGCGGAGCUCCAAGAGACAGCUGUUCCUGCUGCCGGGCGGGAUAGAAAGACACGUGAAAAUCAAGACGUGCUCUGUUGCUUUGGAUGUCAUCGAGGAGCUUUGCUAUGAGAUGGGACUGCACAGGGUGGAGGCUCUGGAUGAAUACGCCGUCUUUUUGGUCACACACAAAGGUCAGAAUGUGCGCCCCCUGAACAAGCGUGAGUACAUCCUGGACAUCGCCACAGAGGCCGAGCCGGUGGACGCCAGCUACAGUCUGUGGUUCAGGAGAGUCAUAUGGAGCAUGGCUCUCAAACUGGACAACGAACUCUACGUCACCAUGCACUAUAACCAGGUGUUGCCAGACUAUUUGAAGGCGUUGCUGAGCGUGGUUCCUCAGGCGAAGGCGAGCGACCAGCAUCUGCAGCAGAUCGCCAGACUGGCUGCUCUCCAGCACCGUGCCAAGGACACUGUCUACCUGCCCACCUUGCGUGACGUGCAGGAGUGUGUCCCUCCACAGUUCUACAGCAAACAGGGCUCCCAGCACUGGCUGAACAUGACGACUCAGCACAUGCAGCAGGUGCAGCCCUUAAACCCAAACCAGGCUCGAGCACAGUUCCUCGGUCUGGUGAGUGCCUUCCCCAUGUUCGGCUCCUCCUUCUUCUACAUCCAGAGCUGUAGCUCCGCCUCCAUCAGCGCGCCGUGCAUCCUGGCCGUAAAUCUGAACGGGCUGCACUUUCUCAACAAGGACACUCAUGAGGCCAUGGUGCGUUUCCCUCUGAAGGAAGUCCAGUCCACUCGCACUCAGAGACCAACUUCAGGCUCCAGCUAUCCGUACGUGGAGAUCAUGAUAGGAGACCUGCUCAACCAGCGAAUCACACAACUGCAGCUGGAGCAGGGCUUGGAGCUGUGCCGAGUCAUCGCCAUGCACAUGGAGAACAUGUUAUCAGUCAGAGAAAAGAGACUCACUUUGCCACCAAGUGAAAUCACCCUGCUGUGACACACACGCACGCACGCACGCACGCACGCACGCACGCACGGUGGUGGCGAAGUCGAUAGGGAGUUGGCUUGGCAACUGGAAGGUCACCAGUUCAAGUCCCGGCAAGACCAAGUGCUACCGAUCCUAUACGGAGAACCGGGAUGACUGGAAGCGACGAUGGAGGGCUCGCCUGAGGACGACCUAGAGAGAGACACACACACACGCACGCACGCACACGCACCACACACAUGCACACAAUCUUAUAGAAAUCCCACCUCAAUCUACCUCUAUUUUAAAAAUAAUAAUAUUUUGUUAUGAUGACGUAAUGUUUCUGUCGUGAGAUUAACGAAUGGCGUCGAUGCUUCAACCAAAGAUUUUCAUCUACAUUAAUCUGUACAAUAUCACAGAAAAUCAAAACAUUCAAAAUCUGAAUUUCCCAAAGCCAAAGUUUUUAUGUUCAAAUGGCUUUUUAAAUAUUCUUAUUUGAGAAGCUGGAUCAAGGGAAUUUGGGGUAUUUUGCUUUAAAAUAAGAUUUAAAUGAUCACACCCACAGCAAUUACAUCAAUUAUAAAAUAUAUGUCCGUACAGACCUGCACAUUAAACACAAAUACAACUGAGUUUAAUGCAUCCAUGCGAUAAAGAAUUAAUAUCCUUUCAGACCUAAAUCAAGAAUGUUUGACACUUUUAGCCAAAACUGUUUAAAAUGUUGUCUGCCAUGGCUGCUUUAAAAGAGAUUUGCAUAAAGGGUAGGAACACCUGGGUUGGCUCUCUACAAAGAAACUGAAGUGUGUAGCAAACCUACGUAUAACCUUUCCUAUUUAUUCAUCAAGAAGAUUUUAUUUUUUAUAAUGAUGCAUUCUAAAUGGCAAGCAAGAGAAGGCAGCCCCACAUACAAUGUUCUUCCCUCAUGAAAUCAAGAGAAAGACAUAUUUUGGCACACAGUUAAAAGCCACAUCGCUGAAUUCUUUGCACUAUUUAAUUAGAUGAUGUAUACAAUGUAUAUAUGUCUUGUAAAUAGCUGUUGUACAUAACGAACGCUUAUGAAUAAUGUUGUACAUUAAAG
Messenger RNA from Gymnodraco acuticeps, 2668 nucleotides. RefSeq names its product unconventional myosin-XV-like. Gene Ontology annotation, cellular component: cytoskeleton. Gene Ontology annotation, molecular function: protein binding. The record is from RefSeq and is a predicted model, not a curated record. NCBI's taxonomy places the organism in Eukaryota, Metazoa, Chordata, Actinopteri, Perciformes, Bathydraconidae.